GGGUGGGCGCCCAUGCCUGUCCGGGGAGUCCACAGGCUGAGGGACCGGAGGCACCAAAGGCCAAUAGACAUGUAGGGGCGGAGUCUCCACCAAUUUUUUUUUUUUUCCCGCCUGGUGGACGUGGUCUUGGCAUCCACGCCAAUGAGAGUGCGAGGGCGGGGCCUGACUAGACGCAGGAAAUGGCGACGGCCGCGGGUCCUUGAGCAGUGGGGGCGGGGCCUGGUUGUGGCCCCUCCUUCGCCCGUCCACAAGCUCCCUGGGUGGGAACGGGGUCUCGGAGUACCUGGCUGGUUGGCCAGACCCCGAAGCCAGCGCUGGGAAGGGCUGCGGAUGCCCGGGUGAAAGAAAGGGGCAGGUCCAAGAAUACGCAGGUCUGGUCCUAGGCAAGAAAUGCCCCCUCCCGGGGCCUGCUUCAGUCUUCCUUCGCAGAACACCAGGCCGGGCCCCUUCUCUCUGCCCCCGGGUGCUUGAAGUCUAGCCCCCAUCCUGGUACCAGCGCGCUCUUGGUAGCCUCCUUUCCCAGCUGCCCGCCCGCCGCCAUGCCGCCCUUACUACUCCUGCGCCUGUGCCGGCUGUGGCCCCGCAGCCCUCCCUCCCGGCUCCUCGGAGCGGCCGCCGGGCAGCGGUCCGGUCCCAGUAAUUAUUAUGAACUGUUGGGGGUGCAUCCUGGUGCCAGCACUGAGGAAGUUAAACGAGCUUUCUUCUCCAAGUCCAAAGAGGGACAGGCAAAGGGGGAUAAGGGGAGUCCUGCCCCACCCCAGCUGCACCCGGACCGGGACCCUGGGAACCCAAGCCUGCACAGCCGCUUUGUGGAGCUGAGUGAGGCAUACCGUGUGCUCAGCCGCGAGCAGAGCCGCCGAAGGUAUGAUGCUCAGCUCCGCUCAGGUGGUCCCCCAAAGUCUCCACAAACUACAGCCCAUGACAAGUCUGCCGGCCAAACACACAGCAGCUCCUGGGCACCCCCCAACACACAGUACUGGUCCCAGUUUCAUAGCGUGAGGCCACAGGGGCCCCAGUCGAGGCAGCAGCAACACAAACAAAACAAGCAAGUGCUGGGGUACUGCCUCCUCUUCAUGCUGGCGGGCAUGGGCCUGCACUACAUUGCCUUCAGGAAGGUGAAGCAGAUGCACCUUAACUUCAUGGAUGAAAAGGAUCGGAUCAUCACAGCCAUGUACAAUGAAGCGCGGGCGCGGGCUCAGGCCAGGUCUGUCCCUGCUCUAUUCUGCCCCCUGCUCCCUGUCCCGACACCACACUUCGGGAUCCCUAUCCCAACCACCCAGGUGCCCUCUCCUCCAGCGCCAACAGAGCCAGCCUUCAGCAGGAGCGACAACAGCAAAGGCAGCAGCAGCCGCCACCACCGGAGCCAACUCAGGUCCCCGAGAUCGUGCCCCCGGGCGCCGGCCCCUGAGGGGCUCACCUGGAUAGGGCCUGCAGUGCGUUCCCGCCUUGCUUCCUUCCCGGGACUGCCCGCUUCCCAAAACGCGCGCAAUAAAUUGAUUCGCAGAGCUAGUGUGCGGCUCUCUCCUUCAGGCCCGGCGCCCCCUGCCCCGGCUUCGCCGAGGGGCAGCGCCCCGCCCUCUGGGUAGUGACUGCGGCGACCCGGGAGCCCGGCCCCCUGGGCGGUGCGUCCC
Molecule: messenger RNA, 1631 nt
Organism: Chlorocebus sabaeus (green monkey)
Lineage: Eukaryota; Metazoa; Chordata; Mammalia; Primates; Cercopithecidae
Source: RefSeq, a predicted model, not a curated record